Messenger RNA from Opisthorchis viverrini, 2447 nucleotides. RefSeq lists its product as hypothetical. NCBI's taxonomy places the organism in Eukaryota, Metazoa, Platyhelminthes, Trematoda, Opisthorchiida, Opisthorchiidae. Gene Ontology annotation, molecular function: G protein-coupled receptor binding; G-protein beta/gamma-subunit complex binding; GTP binding. The record is from RefSeq and is a predicted model, not a curated record. The transcript has 8 exons. Gene Ontology annotation, biological process: adenylate cyclase-modulating G protein-coupled receptor signaling pathway. Gene Ontology annotation, cellular component: heterotrimeric G-protein complex. The coding region runs from base 192 to 1259 and encodes 355 amino acids.
GGCGUAAGCCGAUAGAGCGGGAUCAGGUUGAAUUCGUUUCAAGCAAGUAACAACGUCGCUUGGUUUUCGUUGCCCACACUAUUUGGAAUACCAUCUGUGCAGUGGAUUUAGCCAUAACGGCGUUUGGGUGAUUCAACUGCCCACGAACACUCAUCCAGUUUCAAACCUGGGAUUUCACGAACAAAGCUGUAAUGGGGUGUACGCUUUCCAAGGAGGAGCGUGAAGCACUGGAGCAAAGCAAGAACAUUGACAAGAAACUGAAAGAAGAUGGUAUGCAAGCUGCCAAAGAUGUUAAGCUUUUACUGCUCGGUGCCGGAGAAUCCGGGAAAAGUACCAUCGUCAAGCAAAUGAAGAUCAUUCAUGAAGGUGGAUUCACACAGGAGGACAACAAGCAGUUCAAACCAGUCGUGUACAGUAACACUAUCCAGUCGAUGGUAGCCAUACUGCGGGCAAUGAAUACGUUGGGAAUUCAGUUUGGGGAUGGGGAACAAGGGGCCGAAGACGCUCGAAUCGUUUGUGAUGUGAUUCAGGCGAUGGAAGACACGAAGCCGUUUUCGGAAGAGUUGUUAGAGGCAAUGAAACGUCUGUGGGCUGACUCUGGAGUACAAGAAUGUUUCUCGCGAUCGAAUGAAUAUCAGCUGAAUGACUCUGCCAAAUAUUUCCUGGAUGACUUGGAUCGCUUGGGAGCAAAGGACUACAUGCCGACCGAGCAGGAUAUUCUCCGAACUCGUAUCAAAACAACCGGCAUAGUGGAAGUACAUUUCCAGUUUAAGAAUAUGAACUUCAAGUUGUUUGAUGUGGGCGGUCAGCGGUCAGAACGGAAAAAGUGGAUCCACUGUUUUGAAGAUGUGACAGCCAUCAUAUUUUGUGUUGCUAUGAGCGAGUAUGACCAAGUUCUACAUGAAGAUGAGACCACGAACCGCAUGCAAGAGUCCUUGAAACUGUUCGACUCUAUUUGUAACAACAAGUGGUUCACAGACACCAGCAUCAUUCUUUUCUUGAACAAGAAGGAUCUGUUUGAAGAGAAAAUCAAACGGUCUCCGCUGACCAUAUGCUUCCCGGAAUAUCCAGGCAAACAGACGUACGAAGAGGCAGCAAUAUACAUCCAAGCUUCGUUUGAGGCAAAGAACCGUUCCCCUAACAAGGAGAUCUACUGUCACCAAACAUGUGCAACUGACACAAACAAUAUCCAGUUUGUAUUCGAUGCUGUGACAGAUGUGAUAAUCGCCAAUAACCUGCGAAAUUGUGGACUUUAUUAGUUUACCUUCCGACAAGACCCACAAGUAUCAUGCAACAAAACAAUCACUUUCGUUUUAUGCUUUUUGGCCGAGCGACUUCAGUGUACUGCAAUGGAUUAGUGUUUGUUCAUUAACAACCGCUAUGUCCCUUCUGUUCGAACUUUCGCGGCUAGUUCCGAAAAGAUUGGGAUCCGUUGGAAACGCGAAUGAAUACAGCAUAAUGUGUUUGUUUUGCGUAUCGUUCGUGUUCAUAUCCGAAUGCAGCUUCCCUUUGCCACUCACCAGCGGUUUCGUGAAGUGAAUUUGCUUGAUUCCAAACUUCACCAUACUGUUGGUUUGUAUUUUGUUUCACACUGUCAUUCUUUUUCGGAACAUCAGUCGUUUGUUCCCAGAGUCUGCCGAAAUAUCUACAAGCUUAUGGGUCCUGCACUUCAGGAGUGAGACAGCAGACACGUAUCCCGAUGCCUAAUUUCCGUGUUUGAUAUGCGUUUGUUUAAGGUGAUCAAAAUUUUACCCUACCGUAUCGGCUACUACCAGUAAUGUAAUCGCAAGCUAGUUUUCGCAAAAGUAUCUGUACAACGCGUCUAAUUUGUGUUUUCUCAUGCGAGGACACUUUGAGUAGCACGGUUUCCAAUGUAAAUGGUCUUCUUUUUUGUCGAACUGCAGCAUAUGUGUGCUGUACACAAAAGUGGAUAGUACUGACAACAGAAACCCUAAUCACCAUUUCUCUCCAAUCAAUGAAUCGCUUCCUUGUGCACGUCGAGUUCCUGUCUUCUCUGUACUGACUGCUCUCAACGAGACUGUAAUUUUUUGUGUGUUCCUCUGUUCUUUCGCCAUUUUUCUACCUUUGUUUUGGUCGAACAGUUCAACAGCCGAGCUGCCACUGUCCCUAAUGCCUUCAGUGUUAUGUGAUGCAACAUUCGUUCACUCCGACUACGCAAUGCAUGUGUGCAAACAGCGGCAGUCAGUCCGCCGUUCGUCUCAUUCAGCCUUUUGUGAUACAGAGUGAUCGGAUGUUUUGUGGCGUAUAAAAUGCAUAUUUCGGCUUUUUCUCGAACACCAGUUUGACCCACAAUGGAUUGGUUUUUUCCUCUCCAUGUGAAUUCUUCUAGGACGUGAAGCUCUUUUUCUUUUUACUUUAAAUUGGUUCUUUUAGCGUUAUUCUACACAGCAUCUUCCAGCAUACAUGUGACUCAUUCCGACAAAAUC